AUGGUCCUAUGGUGUCGACAUCUCAUCUGUGUCGGCUUUCAUACUAUACCGACAAGUGAGGGUCGGAAUGAUGUCUUUGCGGCACUAUAUACUCACUGGCCAGUGGCACCAAAAGUCGUCGUGUACGAUUUCGGUUGUCAGCUUGCUCCCUAUGCCUGGGUGCGUGAAGCUCAGUUCUUCCGGGACACACGUUUUGUGGUCGACCAGUUUCACGCCUCUGGCCAUACAAAAUGCAGUCGAGCAUCAUCUGCCACAUUUGCAAUGCAGCACGAUCCGAUCCUCCAAUCAGUCAAUACAAGUGCAGCAGAAAUUGGAAACUCAGGUGUGAGCAAGAUACGGAAAAGUGUCAGCUAUAUGACACAGUAA
Gloeophyllum trabeum ATCC 11539 is the source of this 366-nucleotide messenger RNA. RefSeq lists its product as uncharacterized. The record is from RefSeq and is a predicted model, not a curated record. The transcript has a single exon. NCBI's taxonomy places the organism in Eukaryota, Fungi, Basidiomycota, Agaricomycetes, Gloeophyllales, Gloeophyllaceae. The coding region runs from base 1 to 366 and encodes 121 amino acids.